This is a messenger RNA of Australozyma saopauloensis, 1047 nucleotides long. RefSeq lists its product as uncharacterized. Lineage: Eukaryota; Fungi; Ascomycota; Pichiomycetes; Serinales; Metschnikowiaceae. The transcript has a single exon. The record is from RefSeq and is a predicted model, not a curated record. The coding region runs from base 1 to 1047 and encodes 348 amino acids.
AUGAGCGGCGCGGUGCAACCGUCGUUCCACGAUUCAAUGCCGCGGCAGUUGCGACAUCCUGGCGGCCACGGGCCAAUGCCCAUUGACACUGACGAAUUGUCACUCGUAGCUCAGAUCGAGGAUCUCCUACAUUUGAAGCCACACUCGCUCAAAAACGACCCGCUGGCGUUGGCGAAGAUCGGCUCCUUGGACCGGUACUUGCUUCGGUCCUGCUGCAAUAAACGGAUGCUGAACACGCUUUCGGCAAUGCUUCGAGGCGCUGGCGUUCUCGAUACCGAGGCUAAUGUGUAUACCCAGUCGUUUACGGCUGAUGCAUCUGUCAAGAACGAAGAUCUAUCAUACGUCUAUACAAAUCUGUCCAUUUUGCCCGAUCCGCUUACGCAUAAGCCGGUGCUGACGAAGCUGUCUACAGAACUGUUUGAGUUGAACAGCGUAGAGACUAUUGGCAAAUUCCAGUCUUUGGAUGAUUCCGAUUAUGACGCGGACUCGCUCAUGGAGUACGACUACCUGAAACUUGCUUCGUUCAGCCCGGAAGAAGCAGAGAGGCUGGAGUACGACAACUUCCAGCUUGCUGGCGCCGUUUCACAGUUGCAAGAGCAGCACCAUGGCAUCGCCGAGAACUUGAAAAGUUCGCAGGCCAAAAUCAAAACACUCGAAGAGCAAAAUAAGCGGGACUUGGAAUAUCUUCGCAAAGUUGGUCACAGCGGCGACUCUAUUCGCGACAAAGUCUGCGAGUUGAAGUCCGAAAUCACGGAGCUUGGCCACGUUUUAGCCAAAAUGAAGGCCAAAACAGACACUAAAUCUUUUUCUGCAUUGAUCUCUGCGCACGAAGAUCUUAUUAGUUCAACACCAAAACCUGUGGUUCCCCAUCAAAAGACUCCGUCACCAGUUCUGAUGGCAAUACCCGAAACCCCAAAAAAGGAAGAGAGCCUCCAGUCGGCCCCGCAAGUCGAGACUUUGCGCCAAGAGCCGGAGGAGCCCCAAAACCAGCUCAGAUUCUUCAUCAAUUCUACUAUUUUUAUUCUUCUCGUCGCUUGCUGGUUGUAG